UUUUAUUUUGAAAGCAGCAGCAGCAGCAGACAGGAAGUGGUCGUUGGCAGGGGGAUCUGUUGUUGUCGUGCUAACUCGUUAGCUGGCUACCUCAUCUUCCAACAUUUUGCCAGCUGAGGAAAGUUGGGCCAGGGAUAUACAGUAGCCACCAUGUUGGUCCCCAUAUUCACCCUGAAGCUGAACCAUAAGAUUAACCCUCGCAUGGUGACUGUUGGGAAAUUUGAUGGAGUGCACCCAUGCCUUACUGCAGCCACACAGGCUGGAAAGGUUUUUAUCCACAACCCUCACGCCCGUGGUCAGAGACCUGCGGCCCACCGACUGAGCCAGAGCAACCAGGACUCUGACAUCUCUCUGCUCAACAUCAACCAGGCCGUUACUUGUCUGACGGCAGGAGCGCUGGGACCGAACACCACCGGGGACACACUGUUGGUGGGGUCCCAAACGAACCUGCUGGCCUAUGACGUCCAUGACAAUGCUGAUAUAUUCUACAGAGAGGUGACGGAUGGGGCCAAUGCUAUUGUGUUAGGGAAACUCGGGGACAUCCCGAAUCCUCUUGCCAUCAUUGGAGGGAACUGUGCGUUGCAGGGCUUUGACUACGAGGGCAAUGACCACUUCUGGACAGUAACUGGAGACAAUGUCAGAUCUCUGGUGCUCUGUGACUUCACCGGGGAUGGGAAGAACGAGCUUCUUGUAGGAUCGGAAGACUUUGACAUCAGGGUAUUCAAAGAGGACGAGCUUGUGUCUGAGAUGACUGAAAACGAGACAGUAACAUCACUGUGCCACAUGCAUGGCAGCAGAUUUGGUUAUGCCCUGGCCAAUGGCACUGUGGGAGUUUACGACCGCACCGCUCGCUACUGGAGGAUUAAGUCGAAGAAUCAUGCGAUGAGUAUCCAUGCCUUCGACCUGAAUGCUGACGGGGUGGUGGAGCUUAUCACUGGCUGGUCGAAUGGAAAGAUUGACGCUCGCAGCGACCGCACAGGCGAGGUCAUUUUCAAAGAUAACUUCUCAUCUUCCGUGGCCGGAGUCGUGGAGGGAGACUACAGGUUGGAUGGACAGCAACAGCUUAUCUGCACCUCCAUAGAGGGAGAGGUCCGUGGUUACCUGCCAGCCAGUAAGGACCUUAAAGGGAAUCUCAUGGACUCCAGUGCUGAACAGGACCUCAUCAGAGAGCUCAGCCAACGCAGACAGAAUCUGAUGCUGGAGCUACGCAAUUAUGAAGAGAAUGCCAAGGGUGUGUCAGAGACAAACAGUGGGAUUGGUGUCAUACCAGCCAACACUCAGCUCCAGACAGCGCUGUCAGUGAGACCUGCCACAGAGGCCCAGAAGGCUCAUGUAGAGCUCAGCAUUUCAACACCAAAUGAAACUAUUAUCCGUGCAGUGCUCAUCUUCGCAGAGGGCAUAUUUGAGGGGGAGAGUCACGUUGUCCACCCCAGCACCCAGAACCUGUCGGGCUGUGUCCGAGUCCCCAUCGUCCCCCCAAAAGAUAUUCCAGUAGAUCUGCACAUCAAAGCCUUUGUUGGAGGGAAAACUAGCACCCAGUUCCACGUGUUUGAAAUUACACGUCAGCUGCCUCGUUUCUCCAUGUACGACAUCACAGCCGACUCCUCGGCCGCUCCGCCACCAGGAAGGGUCACCUUCAGCAUCAACGACCGACCUCAGCGGGUGGUAAUGUGGCUGAAUCAGAACUUCCUGCUUCCAGAGGGGGUCGACAGUCCUGACGUUACUUUUAAUUCACUGAGAGGAGGCGGACUGUUGUCUAUCAGCAUGGCCAGCAAUGGACAGAUCACUCUGAGAACCGAUGACAUUGACCUGGCCGGAGAUCUGGUCCAAUCGCUAGCCUCCUUCCUGGCAAUCGAGGACUUGUCAGCAGAAGCAGACUUCCCCGGAUACUUUGAGGAGCUACGUACGACGCUCACUGAGGUGGAUGAGUUCCACUCCGUCCAUCAGAAGUUAACCGCAACAAUGGCUGACCACUCCAACUACAUCAGGAACAUGCUGGUGCAGGCAGAGGACGCUCGUCUAAUGGUCGACAUGACAACUAUGAAGAAGCGCUACAGAGAGCUGUACGACCUAAACCGGGAUCUGAUCAACGAGUAUAAAAUCCGCUCUAACAACCACAACGCGCUACUGGCCUGCCUCAAGUCUGUCAACCAGGCCAUACAGCGGGCUGGUAGACUACGAGUGGGUAAGCCCAAGAACCAAGUGAUCUCUGCCUGUCGAGAUGCCAUCAAGAGCAACAACGUCAACGCGCUCUUCAGGGUCAUGAGAGCCGGCACUGCGUCCUCCUGAGAGUGGAAGGAACAAAUAGACUGAAAGAAGAGUACUGUAAUGUCGGACUUCUAUUUCAAGCCUGUGAUGAGACCCACACAUGGACAUGAAAAGCUGAAGACACUUAACAAUUGUGGAAUCGGGAUGCUGCUGAGCCUUAAACCUGUCUUUUUCCAUGAUUUAGGAAUAAAUCAAAACAGCCUGGCAGCAACAUUUUGGCACCAGCUCCAUAAUACUUGAAGCUUGAAAUUCUGCUAGCUCAUAGAAAUAAAAUGCUGACCGCAGUCUUAGUUGGCCGGCAGAGUUGUCAUCUGUCGCAGUCUAGCUCUGUGGCUGCAUUUUAGUGCCGUUACAGCUUAGCUACAUAAUUGUUUAAAUUAGUGCUAGGAGUCAGCAGGCAGGAGUGACACAACUGUUCAUAGUUCAGCUGGGACAGCUUCCCCAAAAUGAGUACAGUAAGAGCAGCAAAUAUUUUAUAUAGCGAACUAUGAAGCCUUUUGUAAAAUAUAUAUAUUUUAUAUCAAGAUAAUUUAAAUUUAAUCUAAAAACUUUACACAAACCUCCUGGAGGUCACCAGAUCUCGAUUUGAGAGUCACUCCUUUGAUGGAGGAGGAUUUUAAUUAAUUAAUCUGAAAGAUUUGACAUAUUUGCUUGACGCCAAACUAAAAUCUGUCCUCUUCAGCUGACAUUCACUGUCCGAUAUGAUCAAUAGUUCAGAGUUAAGAGAGAGAGUUAAGCCUGAUGUCCAUUAAAUGUACUCGAGGUGUUCCAGGUGUCACUGCACAUUCGUCUAAAGAAAUGUUUAAACUUCAGAGAAGUCAUCCAAACUGCCUUGUUUCAACAAAGACGCGAGGGUUUGUAGAAAAUGACUCAAUCUGUUGGAACGGCAAUCCGACUGUUUAAUUCAGCUGACGUAGAGAUGUUUAGAGAGAGCACAGCUGGAGCAAGACGGAGAGCAGCUUCCUCCUCUCGUUUCGGAUGGAGUCGUGCCAUUGAAAACACUGGUGGCCCUGGUAGUUCUGUGUGACAGCUCGCUCGGACUCUCCCAGCUGUUGUGUGUUUGCGAGGUGUUUGUAGCCAAAGAAAACUAUUUUAAAUUACUGAAUGUCACAGAGGACCAAUGAUGUGUGUUUAACUUGUUUAUCUUUUGUAGAUUGUCAAUGUGAUUUUGUGUUUGUGGCAGAUAAACGUAUUAAAUUAAAUUAUGU
This is a messenger RNA of Larimichthys crocea (large yellow croaker), 3476 nucleotides long. RefSeq names its product Bardet-Biedl syndrome 2 (gene bbs2). Lineage: Eukaryota; Metazoa; Chordata; Actinopteri; Sciaenidae. Bases 151 to 2289 code for a protein of 712 amino acids. Gene Ontology annotation, cellular component: ciliary basal body; membrane; BBSome. The transcript has 18 exons. Gene Ontology annotation, biological process: non-motile cilium assembly. Gene Ontology annotation, molecular function: protein binding. The record is from RefSeq and is a predicted model, not a curated record.